Messenger RNA from Penicillium daleae, 1494 nucleotides. RefSeq names its product cytochrome P450. NCBI's taxonomy places the organism in Eukaryota, Fungi, Ascomycota, Eurotiomycetes, Eurotiales, Aspergillaceae. Gene Ontology annotation, molecular function: iron ion binding; heme binding; monooxygenase activity. The transcript is spliced from 5 exons. The record is from RefSeq and is a predicted model, not a curated record. Bases 1 to 1494 code for a protein of 497 amino acids.
AUGACAUUCCUAGCCAAUAAAUCCAUACUCGGUGCUUUCGUCGCCCUUAUCAUCUGGGGGAUAAUUCGGCACUAUAAGCGCCAACAACGGUAUAUCCCAGGGGUUCCUAUCAUUGGUGGAAAGAGCAACAUAAAAAAGAAUCGAAAGUUGUUUGCGACACAGAGCUUGCAAAUUCUCAGAAAAGGCUACGAAGAGAACAAUGGCGAGCUAUUCUAUGUUCCCACUGCUAUCGGAGAACGCUUGAUUCUGCCUGGACGGUACCUCGAAGAGAUGAAAUCGGCAAAUAUGCGCAUUGUGGACUUCCAAGGAACCUUUCUUGAGAUGUUUGAAGGCGCCUAUACGACCUUAGGAACUCAUUCUCGAUUGCUACCCCAGGUAGUCCGUGCUCAAUUGAACCAGUACCUUCAGCCGAAAACGCCUCGAAACCCCACCCUCAUUCAGGAACAGAUGAACUCACACAAUCCCACACAAUCAGACUGGACCGAAAUCAAUGUCACAGAAAUAAUGGCCGUGAUUAUUGCACGAGUGUCAAGUCGCAUGUUUGGUGGCCCCAAGCUUAGUCAAAACCGUGAAUGGAUUCAAGCAUCUCUUCUUUUUGCACAUGACGGCUUCAACGCAGCCCAAAAGCUGAAAGCGUGGCCCAGAUUCCUUAAGCCGAUUGGACAACAUUUUAUACCCGAAAUCCGCUCCAUCAAAAACACAUACCAGGUUGCAGAAAGGGCGUUAGUUCCCCUUCUUGACGAACGGGAAGUUGACACGAACACAAAAACGCAUGACCUUCUUACCUGGAUGUACGACCAAGCACAGGGGACCGAGAAAAACAACAAGUUCAUUGCUGGGACCUUGCUCAAAGUCAGCUUCGCAGCGUAUCACACGAGCGCUGCAGCACCAACGCAACUUCUUUUUGAUAUUGCCGCAAUGCCAGAGUAUAUUGCCCCACUUCUUGAAGAAUAUGGCUCGGUGUCUAGGGAUCACAACCAAAACAUCACCGUCAAAGGCUUUGCGCAGAUGAAAAAAACGGAUAGUAUCAUGAAGGAAAGCCAACGAUUCAAUCCUUUGCUUCUACUUACGUUUGAACGCAUCAUCAAACGCGACUUUCACCUUUCUGAUGGCAUCAUUAUUCCUGCCAAUACCUGGAUUGGUUGUGCAGCACAAGCCAUUGGAAUGGAUACAAAUCUCUAUUCUAAUCCAGAUACAUUUGAUGGUCUCAAGUUUGUCCCCGGCGCAGAUGAGAAAAGCAAAUUAGCAGCAGGUGCCAAGACCAAUUACACAUCCGCUCACCCAGGCUCAAUGGCAUUUGGCUAUGGUCAACAUGCUUGUCCGGGCAGAUUCUUUGCUAUGAUGGAAAUCAAAGCUAUCAUUGGUGAGAUUUUAAGCCGUUUUGAGAUGAAACUGCCAGAUGGACAACCGAGGCCGCCGAGCAUUACGUUUGAAACGCAGCAUCUGCCACAUCCUACUGGUCCAGUGCUCUUCAGAGCUAGGAACUGUAUAUAG